AUUUUGAUGUUGUGUUGCAUCAGUAUCCUGCGCUCACGUUGCUCAGAGGUCACGCAGUUUGCAGCAGACCAUCCUGCUUCGCAAACUCACGCAAGCUGCUGCGGACCACGGCGAUAACACUGUUGAUUUUGACGCUGUGGGAUCAGCCGCGACAAUUUUAACCCACAUUUAAGCCGCUGCAGCCAAUGGAUCCGGGGGGCGGUUAGGGCUCGCUAGGGGAGUUGUCUGCUUACAAGUAAGCCGAUUGGGCCGCCUUAAAAAGGGCACACCUCCGCCUUCUGCUGCUGCACAGAAAUAGAAAGGUCUGGCAGGAAGAGCAGCUCUAGUAAGGGGGACAAAUUAAGACGAUUUACUCGGAGUGAGAGCCGGUUUCAUUAGCCGUAGUAACUGUUUACCUUCUCCAGCCGGGCUGACCACCGAGCCGGGGGGUAAAUCUGCUGUUUCGUUCAGAUCCAAAUACAAUUAUUUUCUAUAAUUCAUUCUGAAUUACAGCUUAAAUCCACUUGAAGGCUUCCAACUUGUUAAUUUUCUAAAGGAAUGGCCCUAGACUUCGCCGCUGGAUGUGUGGGAGGUGCUGCUGGUGUUUUGGUCGGCCAUCCAUUUGAUACUGUAAAGGUGCGGCUUCAGGUUCAAAAUGUGGACAAACCUCUUUACCGCGGGACAUUUCACUGCUUUCAGUCGAUCGUGCGCCAAGAAUCGAUGCUCGGACUGUAUAAAGGCAUCGGUUCUCCAAUGAUGGGGCUGACGUUCAUCAACGCCAUCGUCUUCGGCGUCCAAGGCAACGCCAUGCGGAAGCUCGGCCGCGACACGCCCCUCAACCAGUUCCUGGCGGGCGCCGCUGCCGGAACCAUCCAAUGCGUCAUCUGCUGCCCGAUGGAGCUGGCGAAGACGCGCAUGCAGAUGCAGGGAACCGGCGAGAAGAAGUCCAAGAAGAAGAUGUACAAGAACUCCCUGGACUGCCUGGUGAGAAUCUACAGGAAGGAAGGGUUCCGGGGCAUCAACCGCGGCAUGGUGACCACGCUGCUGCGCGAGACGCCCGGCUUCGGCGUGUACUUCCUGGCGUACGACGUGCUGACGCGUUCGCUGGGCUGCGAGCCGGAGGACCCGUACAUGAUCCCAAAGCUGCUGUUCGCCGGCGGGAUGUCGGGCAUCGCCUCCUGGCUCUCCACAUACCCGGUGGACGUCAUCAAGUCGCGGCUGCAGGCCGACGGCGUCGGCGGCGUCAACAAAUACGGCAGCAUUGCGGACUGCGUCAGGCAGAGCUUACAGAAGGAGGGGUACCGGGUGUUCACACGCGGCCUCACCUCCACACUGCUGCGCGCCUUCCCGGUCAACGCCACCACCUUCGCCACUGUGACUCUGUUUUUAAUGUACAUGCGACGGGAGGAGGAAUGCGGCAUGCAGAACACUGAGCCGCCCGCCGUGCAGCUGCAGCCGCAACCAACCAGCAUGUAAGGUGCAGAUUAGCUGAUGCGCACCUCUCCAUCCGUCUGUGGUAUUUAAAAACUUUUUUUUUAAAACUAAAAGCUGAAUUUGUGUGUAUAUAUGGCUUCUUUUCUCACCCAUGCUUUUCUACAAUAGUUAUAUUGGGAACAGUAUCGUAAGGGUGCACCGAUUGCAGCUUUCAGGCCAAACUCAGGUCUUUAAGUAAGAAACAUACAUUGGUUCUGCAGUCAUGCUAACGGUUAGCAUUACUUUCUGCUAAUUUCAUGUUUAGCGAUUUGGAGUUAGUUUCUGUCAAUGCUCUGUAUCUUUAAAAAAAAAAAAGCCGAUUCCGAUUUUGGACGAUACUGUUUGUUUUUUUUUGUUUGAAAUGUUGGUAAAUGUAGCAGUUUGUAACAGUGACUAUUGUUAACUGCAACUGUGCGGUUGAAAUAAGAUCGGCUUUACAUGCAAGUAUCGGCCGAUCACCCAAAAUAAAUCGGUGCACCCCUACUGUAUCGUUACUGUAAUUGUUACAAACAAGUUUAAAAACUAUAAUGCUGUUUAGUAAGGAUUCAUCAAUAUGAAAAUAUGAGCCAAUAACCAUAUUUGUUGUUAGUAUUUAGAGAUAUUGUCUACAUUUCACCACUUUUACGACACAUUUGGGGUGAAAAUUGAAUAUAUAUUGUUCAUAUCUGACAAAUAUUGUCCGAUACCGAUGUUAGUUCCGAUACUAUCUAGGUCAGAUAGUGACUGCAUGCAUGUAAAUUGGUGCAGUUAUUCUGGUCAUUUUUUAUUUUAACUUAUCAAAACUGUCAUGAUUAUCUGGCAUCUUGCAAUAACGGAGAAUAGUUUACAAAAACGUUCCCAAAGUAUUUUUAACAGGUCGGCUGGCUUUGUGUGACUUUAACCUCCUUGUAGUGUUGCAUAAAUACAUUUCUGGAUAUUUUCUCAGAUAAAAUCAAACGUAAGUCUGCGUUUUAAAGAAGCACCUUAUAUAACCACAUGAAUGGUUGAAGCUAAGGCGAAAUGUUUUUUCUUUUUUUUGCAGUAACUACUUAAAACACUGAAUGCUGUGUUUAGAGUUGGGUUGGAAGAAAUGAAAACUGUUAGCAGAAGUCACUUUGUCCACAAGGGGGCAGCAGCAGACCAGCUACAUUCACCCAUUUGCAUCAAUAGCUGCUCUUUUUACAUGACUGCAUAUUUUACUGAAUAGCAUGGAUUAAACUGGAUGAAUGUUGAGACUUAAGAGCUUAAAUGUGGGUUAAAUUUCCCAAUAAUCAUGAGUAAUAUCCCUGUAUGUAGAUGGUGCGUGUUGUUGGACAUAAUGUACAUUAAUGUGAAAGUGCUGCUGAUUGUUGUCGAGGCUAUAGAAUGACUUUUUUGUAAUUUUGUUUGCCUUUUUUCUAAGUUGGAAGGACUGCUUUAGCUGUCGAAUGCUGCUUUGUAUCCUGUGCUUGAUUCUGUACGAUACUUUGCACCAAAGUAGCCAUUCAAAUGUAGAUCUUUAAAAAAAAAUAAA
Messenger RNA from Poecilia latipinna (sailfin molly), 2944 nucleotides. RefSeq names its product solute carrier family 25 member 29-like (gene slc25a29l). Gene Ontology annotation, cellular component: mitochondrion. The coding region runs from base 538 to 1455 and encodes 305 amino acids. The record is from RefSeq and is a predicted model, not a curated record. Lineage: Eukaryota; Metazoa; Chordata; Actinopteri; Cyprinodontiformes; Poeciliidae. The transcript is spliced from 4 exons. Gene Ontology annotation, molecular function: high-affinity L-arginine transmembrane transporter activity. Gene Ontology annotation, biological process: mitochondrial L-ornithine transmembrane transport.